This is a messenger RNA of Cucumis sativus (cucumber), 1683 nucleotides long. RefSeq names its product D-amino-acid transaminase, chloroplastic. The record is from RefSeq and is a predicted model, not a curated record. Bases 228 to 1409 code for a protein of 393 amino acids. Gene Ontology annotation, molecular function: catalytic activity. Gene Ontology annotation, biological process: carboxylic acid metabolic process. The transcript has 5 exons. NCBI's taxonomy places the organism in Eukaryota, Viridiplantae, Streptophyta, Magnoliopsida, Cucurbitales, Cucurbitaceae.
AUAAAACAACAGAAAAUUUUAAAACAGUAAUGGCCGUCUGGCCUUUUGCUUGGUGAGCGAUGGUGAUAAGAGCCAUGGCGGACGGCGGACUACCAUCGUCUUUACUUUGCUAAAAGCAAUCAGAUUCGUCAAACACCACUGUACAGUUUUAUACUACUACAAAGGGUCAAAUGCUGCACUAGCAUCUCAAUCAGAUUUGUCCACGAACAGCCUCUCUAGGAUAUUUAAUGGCUUCUCUCCAGUCUAUUCUCCGGCUCAUUUCUCAGGCAGAAAACAGCCCGGCAGUGUUCCCUUACCGUUCUCACAGCUCAAUACGUUCUACUCGAUUUCACUCUCACUAUGUACACAAUUUGCGCAAUACCCGACGGUUGUAUUUCCGAGGAUUCAGAAUUAUGGCUUCGGUUGCAGAUACUGUUGGUCAUACUUCUGAUGCCCCGGUGCUUACUAGUUCAGAGGUUAUUGAAAGGCUAAGGGCAAGAAGAGAAAAUCAAGAAAACCAGCAACAAUACCUUGCCAUGUAUUCCAGCGUUUUUGGAGGAAUUACGACAGACCCAGCUGCUAUGGUAAUUCCAAUUGAUGAUCACAUGGUCCACCGGGGACAUGGUGUUUUUGAUACUGCUAUCAUAGUGGAUGGAUAUCUGUAUGAGUUGGACCAGCACCUUGACCGCAUUUUGAAAUCAGCAUCGAUGGCAAAAAUUAACCUCCCAAUUCCAUAUGAUCGGGAGAUGAUUAGAAGGAUACUCAUAAGAACUGUGAGUGCUUCUAAGUGUAGAAAUGGAUCACUUCGAUACUGGCUCUCGGCAGGACCUGGAGAUUUUCAACUUUCUUCUUCUGGCUGUCAUCUGUCAGCCCUUUAUGCAGUUGUAAUUCAAGGGAAGCCGACAUCUCGUCCAAAAGGCAUCAAAGUUAUAACUUCAUCAGUCCCUAUGAAACCACCCCAAUUUGCAAUUAUGAAGAGCGUAAAUUACCUACCAAAUGUUCUUUCAAAGAUGGAAGCAGAAGAAAAAGGUGCUUAUGCAUCCAUUUGGUUGGACAGUGAUGGAUUCAUUGCUGAAGGGCCUAAUAUGAACGUGGCUUUUAUUACAAGCGAUAAGGAACUCAUAAUGCCUCACUUCGACAAAAUUCUAAGCGGGUGCACAGCUAAGAGAAUUAUAAAUCUUGCUGAGAGGCUGGUGAAAGAGGGUAAGCUUCGGAGUAUAAGCUGUGAAAAUAUAACCAUUGAGGAAGGGAAGAAGGCGGAUGAAAUGAUGCUUAUUGGGAGUGGAGUUCUUGUUUCUCCCGUACUGCAGUGGGAUGAGCAAAUCAUUGGUGAUGGAAAAGAAGGUCCAUUGGUUCAGGCACUUUUCGAUCUUCUCAUCGAGGACAUGAACUCCGGUCCCCCAACAGUCCGAGUACCAGUUCCAUAUUAACCCGACCUGCCAUCUCUCUCAGAAUUUACUGAUGCAGCUUCCAUGAAUGCUGCUAGCUCAAGCAGUGCAGGGUAUGAGAGAUAGGACGGCAGUUCUCCUUUUUAAAGGCUUCUUUUUUCUUGUUCUCCCUUUCUUUUGUGUAUUAGAAAAAGGGCUUAAUAAAUCACUAUGAACACACAUCUCUUUAGAUGUUUUUCAUUAUUGAUAUUGUCUCAACAAAGUACAUUAUAAUUGUUAUUAGAAGUCUGAUCAAUAAAGUAACUUUUUAUAACCC